CAGGCGGCAGGCGGGCCUGGGCUCUUCUGAUGCAAAUCUGUAGUGGCACCUGUGCCGACUGCCCGUCGUGUUCGCUCCUGCCAGUUUUAGUUUGUCUCGCCUCGUUUGGACCUUUGCUUUUGGGCUUUGUCUCUCUUGGGUGGUCAUGACUCUGUCCAUCACACCCGCUAUUUCUGACUUUUCCGCUGAGUUGCCUCUGGUCUGAAGGUCAUGGCUGCGCCUUGUCUCUGCUACUAGGCCAAAAAGCAAUAAGACUGCGGUGCAGGUCCCUCUUGAUACGCCUCCCGCCGAGGCAUCGAAAAGAACAAGACACCCGCCUUUCCAAUUCUUUGCUCUCCUUUUCCCGCUACCCUUCUCGUCCGAACGAUUUCAAUACAUUUCCGUUAUUACAGCAGCCUGUCUAUUUCGGCUUGGCGCUAUUCCACUGGUAAUCCUGGACAUCAAAGAACAGGCCAGCGCCCCUUUUAAUCCUUGCUCACUACACCACUCUAGUGGCUGGGAGCGACAGCGGUCAACUACCUAAAUCAACCGCUACCUGCCCCUCCUCCGUGGCCUGUCAUCGAGCCCCUACCCAAAGUACAACGCUCUCUGUUGGAACCAAAGUCCGUGGCUGGAAACUGUUGCAUUUUUGCCAAACAAAACCUCCUGCAUCCCUCCAGCUCAUCUCGAUACCGGAUUCCUGUUUUUCUCUUUCUUCUUUUUCCGCCUCAUCGUCCUGUCGACCUCCGACCCGAAACAAAGGCAGCCUCCCGCUGAAAAUCCCUGCAGGCGCGCUCUGCAAGACAUCAUAUAGGCCAGACACUAAGCGCCGCCCGCUGACAGUCCAUUGAUUCAAUUUAAUCUCCCAACAAAAGUACCUCACAACUCGUGUUCCGGCGUCUUCAACGGGCUUUGUACAACCACAGACAAUCCCCUACAAAUCGACCUUGGCGGAAUAUCCCUGAUCAGUCAAUAUCGGCCGCAAAACUUUACACGUUAUUUUCCCGCUACCUCCUCGAUAUCAUCAUGGGCGUAUUCACAGAGAAGACGCGCCUGUCUUCUGUUGAAGAAGUGCACAAUGAAAACGGCGUUACGAUUCCCGAAAAGGCGGCCGUUGCGUCUUCCACGGUCCUGGCUCUACCUGUUGACUACGAAUCCCCUCGAACUAGCGCACCUCAAACACCGCGCACCGAGAACAGCGCGAAUCCUUUCGACACAGACUUGGAAGCUAUGCUUUCCAACUCGAUCACCAGCAGAAGCACAAGAAAAAGCUGUCACGUUGUCAGGAAGAGCGAUUGCCAUGUCUGGCCCGGAAGAGAACACUGGGAAAACAAGGCCAAAGCUGAAAAGCGGAAGCGUAGCUGUGCUUGCACAGCUGGGUUGAGCCGUCGGAACCGCAUGAUUGUCAGGAUUCUCUUGAUCCUACUUGUCAUUGGCGCGUCAAUUGGCAUUGGCUUGGGAAUCAGCAAAUCUCUAGGAGCCCCUAUUUGGUCAAAGAAGAACCCCUGAGGGGGAGUGCUUGUUGAUCUAAUCUGACUGAGGGCUGCGGCUCUAUCAGAUCAUAUUCCUUUUCUGGCGCAUUAUUGGUGUUUCUUUCAUUUUCAUUUGGCGAGGAGUUUGGGGCGUUUUCAUUUGGCCUGCAUAUUGUUCAUCUCUGGAUGACGCAUUAUAUGGUUUGUUUGCAGACAACCAAUUAAUAACGAGGGGUACAUAUUUGUUCAUAUCCUGACGGGACCGGUAUUGUUUCAUCUUUGCUUUUUGUUUCUUUGUCUUUUGGUUGGGAAAGACAAGACUCUUUCAUAGACGCUAUAUUAGAAGAAAUGUGUAUAAAAUACAAUACUCAUGGCAUGCGCCGUGGGAUUUCUACUAGCAAAC
Molecule: messenger RNA, 1854 nt
Organism: [Torrubiella] hemipterigena
Lineage: Eukaryota; Fungi; Ascomycota; Sordariomycetes; Hypocreales; Clavicipitaceae
Source: the annotation of a GenBank genome assembly